UAACACGUUUGUUUAGAUGACGUAUUGGCUAUCUGUCGUCAAUGGAAGAAAAUUUAUGAUUUGCUAAAGAAAAGCCACCUCUAAAAAUGGAGGCAGAUUCUGAAGAACCAAGGAAUGAAGAUCCAGCUUUUAUACAAGCUGUGUUUAGCACAGCCACAGGAAUUCUUCAGCUGUAUGGCUGGGUCAUCUUGAUCGGGAUUCUCCUGGCCUACUACUUGUACGGCAAACUGAGGAGCUACUUCUCCCAUCUCUCCCAGCAGAGACAAGAGGAUCAGUACAAAAGAUUAGACACGUCUGCUGCACAGAGCAGGCUCGAGGCCAUGGAGAGAUCUCGGCUCAGGAUGCAGGCCAAGCUGGAUGAGCAGGCCAGGGAGUUUGCUGAGAGACAGAAGAAGAAGGAGGAAGAAAAGCGUAAAGAAAGGAUAGAAGAUUGGGAGCGCCACCAAGAGGGCAAAGGUUAUCGCAGCAAGAAGAAAGCUCCUGAAGAACGACCACAAGCGCCACCUACCCUCAAGCCAAAGUCCAAGCAAAGUUUAAAACCAGAGUUCAACCCCUUGAUGGGAGAUGUGGGCGGAGCCUGCUUCCGCCCCGCCAGGAGAGGGGGAGGUGGAGGAUGAGGUUAAGAAGGCUGGACUGACCCUUGACCUCACACACUAGCAUACAUUAGAUGGGAAAAGUCACGUGCCUGUCAUCCAACCUUUGACCCCUGCCGGAUUGAUCAUCUCUUUAAAUAUUUGAAGCUAAUUUUCUAGAAGCUAACAGUCCAUGUGAUAUUGUCAAAUACAUUACAAUUAUAUCUCUAGGCAAAAAAACCCAGGCUACUUAUAAUGAAAUGUCCACAAAUUCGGGUUUGAUCAUGUAUUUUAAAAAUCAUUAUUGUAUAAACUGUUGGCUCAACUAAUGUUUGCAACAAUGUUGGUGUAAGUAUGAUGUAGCGGGAGGUCAGAGUGCAACUUUUCCUUUCUUUGUUGUGAUGUGUGGAAGUCAGUGGGUUAGUUACAGCCGUAUCGGUCAAAGGGAGAGAACUUAAUUUUUACUAUCAGCAUUUAGUUUUCUUGGAGUUGUUUACCUUGGUUGAUUUUAAAACACUAUACAUCUAGCUAGAUGCUAAAUAUUAAUAUAAUAUUAACGUAUGUUGUUUUGUUACCUAGAUGAUGGUAUAAAAUGAGUUUAAGCAAUACAUUUUCUAAAAGAAAUGUAGAGGGUGCUAGUUUGUUGAACAUGUCCAUUUUCUUAGAAUUUAUAUUUUGUUUGAUCUCGCAAGAGGCGUUUUUUUUUGUCUUUUGCAGAAAUAAUGUAAAGGUACGUAAUUUGUUGUACUUAUUUUUAUCGAGUUUUUUCAUUGUUCUCUCCCUUUCGGCAGUGACAAAUGGUAGGAAUACAACAGGCUGAAUGUUUGAUGAGCGUCAGUGGGGUUGUGGUUGGUUAAUUUUACCUGUGUGGUUUAGUGGUUGAUUUUACCACCUGUGUGGUUUAGUGGUUGAUUCUACCACCUGUUGUAUUCCCGCCAACUUUGUGCUGAUGACGUCAUUUGUUUAAAGGCAAAAGCCUGACACGUGACUGAUGGAAGAAACUGCCAGUUUUUAUUUUGAUCUGUUAAGUUGUGGGCUGUGGGUGGAGGGGAUGGUUUAAUUUAUUCUGUCGCUUGGUUCUGAACAAAAAAAUAUUUUGUGUGAUGUGUGACGGGUAUGUUAAAAGAAAUGUAACAUUUUAUCUAUGAAAUGUUUCUUAUUAAAGCUGUCCAGCAAACUGGCCUUAUUGUUACAUAAAGCAGAAUGUAUGGCCUGGUCACAUUACACCAUUUCACAUCAGAUUCAAUGGCCUGUUCACAUUACACCAUUUUACAUCAGAUUCAAUGGCCUGUUCACAUUACACCAUUUCACAGCAGAUUCAAUGGCCUGUUCACAUUACACCAUUUUACAUCAGAUUCAAUGGCCUGUUCACAUUACACCAUUUCACAUCAGAUUCAAUGGCCUGUUCACAUUACACCAUUUCACAUCAGAUUCAAUGGCCUGUUCACAUUACACCAUUUCACAUCAGAUUCAAUGGCCUGUUCACAUUACACCAUUUUACAUCAGAUUCAAUGGCCUGUUCACAUUACACCAUUUCACAUCAGAUUCAAUGGCCUGUUCACAUCACUGUUUUAUUGAUCUGAUUCAGAAAUCUGUAGAUCACAAUAUGUAAGAUUCAUUGGCCUCUAGAGCUCUCUACAUUUAACAUGUGAUUCAAUGGCUUAUUCACAUCACUCACCAUGUGAUUCAAUGGCCUGUUAAGAUGACUCCAUUACCUCCAUGUAAAUGUUUUCCAGGGAUGAAUGUUAUAUUUACCUGUCUCACAGUUGUUGAAUAUCAAGUUUGAAUGUGUAAAACAAUGAAAAUA
Molecule: messenger RNA, 2379 nt
Organism: Physella acuta
Lineage: Eukaryota; Metazoa; Mollusca; Gastropoda; Physidae
Product: selenoprotein S-like
Biological process (GO): endoplasmic reticulum unfolded protein response; retrograde protein transport, ER to cytosol
Cellular component (GO): Derlin-1-VIMP complex; endoplasmic reticulum membrane; Derlin-1 retrotranslocation complex
Source: RefSeq, a predicted model, not a curated record